CGCUGGCGGGAGGCGGCCGCGCUGCAGACGCCGCUCGAUCGCCGCCGCGCUCACGUCGCGGAGCCGGGGCUGCCGGUGACGCCGGUGCUGCCGGUGCCGCGGAGCCGCCGCGCAGGUUCAGCCCGAGACGUGCCCCGGCGCUGGGAGCACUGGCUGUGGGCCGGAGGGGGCAGCCAUGAGGGACGUGCUCGGGUCUGGGUACCGGCGCAGCCUCGUCCAUCUUGCCUGGAUGUGCCUGUUCUCUUCCCUGCCGAAUGGCAGGGCCAAGGUGCUGGAGAAGACCUUUGAGGAGUGGAUGCGGUACCGUGAUGAGUGCUUGAGGAGGAUGGCGAGCGAGCCCUACCCACCAGGGCUCUUCUGCAACCGGACAUUCGACAUGUAUGCCUGCUGGCCCGACGGGAGCCCCGGCACUGCCGUCAACAUCUCCUGCCCCUUCUACCUGCCCUGGUUUGAGAAAGUGAAACACGGGCUGGUGAGUCGCAGGUGCGGCGCCGACGGGCAGUGGGUGACGGUGAACGGCAGCCAGCCCUGGCGGGACUACUCGCAGUGUGAGGAGAUGGAGUCCGCCGUGGAGGAGGAGGGCGCCCGCCGGCUGAUGGUGAGCUUCAAGGUGCUCUACACCGUGGGGUACUCGCUGUCGCUCCUCACCCUCGUCUCUGCACUGCUCGUCCUCACCGUCUUCAGGAAGCUCCACUGCACCAGGAAUUACAUCCACGCCAACCUCUUCGCCUCCUUCGGGCUGCGGGCCACCUCGGUGAUGGUGAAGGACGCGCUGCUGGAGAAGCGCUGGGGCAUGGAGGUGGUGCAGGUGGCCGACUGGGAGGCUCUGCUGAGCCACGAGGCGGCGCUGGGCUGCCGUGCGGCGCAGGUGCUGAUGCAGUACUGCAUCCUGGCCAACCACUACUGGUUCCUGGUGGAAGCCGUCUACCUCUAUAAGCUGCUGAUCGGGGCCGUCUUCUCCGAGAAGAAUUACUACAGGCUCUACCUCUACCUGGGCUGGGGGACCCCCGUGGUGUUCGUGGUGCCCUGGAUGGCCGCCAAGUACCUGAAGGAGAACGCGGAGUGCUGGGCGUUGAACGAGAACAUGGCUUACUGGUGGAUCAUCCGCAUCCCCAUCCUGCUCGCCUCCCUGAUCAACCUGCUGAUCUUCAUGCGGAUCCUCAAGGUGAUCCUGGCCAAGCUCCGCGCCAACCAGAAGGGCUAUGCAGACUACAAGCUGCGGCUGGCCAAGGCCACGCUCACCCUCAUCCCCCUCUUCGGGAUCCACGAGGUCGUCUUCAUCUUUGCCACCGAUGAGCAAACCACGGGCAUCCUGCGCUACGUCAAGGUGUUCUUCACCCUCUUCCUCAACUCCUUCCAGGGCUUCCUGGUGGCUGUGCUCUAUUGCUUCGCCAAUAAAGAGGUGAAGUCAGAGAUGAAGAAGAAGUGGCAGCUCUGGAAGCUCGACCACCCGACGCUCUGCUGCGCCCAGUGAUGCAGUGACCGGCCCCACAGAGCCAGAAGAGAGGGGCUGCUGGCCACCAUGGCCCGGCUGGAGGGCAGGGGGCCACGGGGAAGCCCACCCGAGAUGGCCAGGCUGGUACCAGUGUCUUGGCUGUGCCACACCUGAGAGCCCUGGAGCUGCUGGAGGGGAUGUCCCCCCGCUGCGGUCCGAGGGGCAGGCAGGCACCCUUGGCUCAUAGCAGACAUUGCUGCCCCCUCAGAAGAGCCUCACCUCGCUUGGGCUUGGGGAGAUAUGCCUGUUGCUUGGACACCAUCACCUACCUCUGUCAGCAUCCACCGGACAUGUUCAUGGGAAACCCCCUUCCCAUCCGCACUGACCUGAGCACCCGCAGGAGGGGAUGGCAGUGGCUGGGGACAGAGCCUGGCCAGCACUAGCAGCAGGGAAUGGGAGACGCGGCUCAGCCCGGCACUGCCGCCCCAGCGCCCAGAUGAACAAACACCUCCUUGCUGCGCCCUGGGCCAUCCAGCACUGCUCCACCACCUUCCCCGCUCUCCUCGCCCUAAGCAAGGACCACCACCGCCACCCCGAGCUUUCCGAGACAUCCAUCCCGGAGUCAUCCUGCAAAGCUUCCUCUCCGUAGCGAGGUGCUGCUGCUGCUGCACCGGCCGCCCUCCUCGCCGCUCCCCAGCUGCACAGAGCCCCAGCCUUCCUCCUCGCCCAGCUCCUCCUCGCCCAGUUCCUCCUGCAGCAGCUCCCCCGGAGUUCCCCCGCAGCGCUUGAGCGCUUUGACUGCUGUAUUGACGCCCAGCGUUAAGGGCGGCGCUGCUUCUUCUUUGGUGGCAGGAGAAAAAAAUCACGAGAGCAUCAGCUGGCUGGGAGCCCUCCCCUGUCCCAGUCCCACCACACGGCCCAGCUUUUGUCCCUGAGGUGGGACAAAACUCUCCGGUUUUGGGGCAGGGAGAGCUGUGAAGUGCCAGGCAGGAACCGCGCUGGGACCCGCUUUACCGGCAAAAAGCCGGGUGGUUCUGGGUGCAACAGCUGGGGGUCCACCCUCGCCCAGCAGCAGCUACAUCUCCCUGCGAGGCCGCGUGGUGUUGGGCAGUGCUGUUCACGCACACGGCUGGGCUUGCAGCUCCCUUCCCCGAGCCUGGCCCUGGUGCUCUCCUCUAAGAGCCCGGAGCAGCAGCAGAUGCCACCGUGACCCCCCAGGUCCCCCUCAUGCUGCUGAACCUGCCGUUGCUGCUGCGCGAUGCUUUAUCUUGCGAAAAAAAAGCCGCUCCAGGAGGGGAAAAAGCAGUUUUUACUCUCUGCUACACGCAAAGUGGACACGGGUGGUUCUCCAUCUCCAACCCCCCUUGCUCGCGGGUUCGGGGAGAGCCUCUGGCAGACGCAGCGUCUCGAGGAGGGCUGCCUUGAGCGCAGAAGGGAAAGAAGCUGGGCCAGGCUCAGCUGCAGCCGGGUUCA
Molecule: messenger RNA, 2908 nt
Organism: Chroicocephalus ridibundus (black-headed gull)
Lineage: Eukaryota; Metazoa; Chordata; Aves; Charadriiformes; Laridae
Product: glucagon receptor-like
Exons: 14
Coding region: 176-1474 (432 amino acids)
Biological process (GO): cell surface receptor signaling pathway; adenylate cyclase-modulating G protein-coupled receptor signaling pathway
Cellular component (GO): plasma membrane
Molecular function (GO): peptide hormone binding; glucagon receptor activity
Source: RefSeq, a predicted model, not a curated record